CGCGUUCUUUCUCUGGCACGCCGCGUCAACGACACUAACCGUCGCGUGCACAUCCGACCACGCACAAGCAUACCCGCCAUGGACGACGACCUGUUCGACGUCUUCGAGGGCGGACCGGGCUCCGCAACACAAGUCCCGCCUAAGAAGAGCAAGAAGCGCCAAGCGAACGGCGACGUGAAAUCGCCCGCGCCCGUCGAAGAUGCGCCCAUGUCGGAUGCGCUCUCGGAAGCGCCCGAGCCAGCAAACGACGACGAUGACGAGGACGAGGACGAGAACGGCACACCACAGGUUCCCAAGCGGCAAAAGCGCGACGCCGAGCCCGAACCCAUUGUGACGGACGACUUCGAGACGGAGCAGUCGCGCGAGAUUGCCGCCGCCGCCGGGCUGCAGGCCCAGACACAGCAGGAGGGACAGGCCGUGGUGCUCUCCCACCAGGUCCGCCACCAGGUCGCCCUCCCGCCCAACUACGACUAUGUCCCCAUAUCCGAGCACAAGCCGCCGCAGGAGCCUGCGCGCACUUGGCCCUUCACCCUCGAUCCCUUCCAGCAGGUCUCCAUCGCCUCGAUCCAGCGCAACGAGAGUGUCCUGGUCUCGGCGCAUACGUCAGCCGGAAAGACGGUCGUGGCCGAGUACGCCAUUGCGCAGUGCUUGAAGAACAACCAGCGAGUCAUCUACACCAGUCCCAUCAAGGCGCUGAGUAACCAGAAGUACCGCGAGUUCAUGGCCGAGUUUGGCGACGUGGGUCUCAUGACGGGUGAUGUCACCAUCAACCCGACUGCGACAUGUCUGGUCAUGACCACCGAGAUUCUGCGUUCCAUGCUGUACAGAGGCUCCGAGAUCAUGCGCGAGGUGGCCUGGGUCGUCUUCGACGAGGUCCACUACCUACGAGACAAGUCGCGUGGUGUCGUCUGGGAAGAGACCAUCAUCCUCCUGCCAGACAAGGUCCGCUAUGUCUUUCUCUCGGCCACCAUCCCCAACGCCAUGCAGUUCGCCGAGUGGAUCACCAAGACACAUAGCCAGCCCUGCCACGUCGUAUACACCGAUUUCCGUCCGACCCCACUUCAACACUACUUCUUCCCGCAAGGCGCAGAUGGUAUUCACUUGGUCGUCGAUGAGAAGGGCGUGUUCCGAGAAGAGAACUUCCAAAAGGCAAUGUCAUCCAUCGCAGACAAGGCAGGCACCGAGGCCUCGGACUUCACGGCCAAGCGCAAGGGCAGAGGCAAAGACAAGAAGACCAACAAGGGCGGGAACAAAGACGGCUCGGAUAUCUACAAGAUCGUCAAGAUGAUCAUGAUCAAGAGCUACAACCCCGUCAUCGUCUUCAGCUUCAGCAAGAGGGAAUGCGAAAACUACGCGCUCGCCAUGAGCCAGCUCGCCUUCAACGACGAGUCCGAAAAGGCCAUGGUGUCCAAGGUCUUCAGCAGUGCCAUCGAAAUGCUGUCAGAAGAGGACCGCGCGCUUCCCCAGAUCCAACACAUCCUGCCACUUCUGCGAAGAGGUAUCGGCGUCCAUCACUCCGGACUCCUGCCUAUCCUGAAGGAAACCAUUGAGAUUUUGUUCCAGGAAGGCCUGAUCAAGGUCUUGUUCGCGACAGAGACUUUCUCCAUCGGAUUGAACAUGCCGGCUAAGACCGUGGUCUUCACCAGCGUCCGCAAAUUCGACGGUGUAUCCCAACGAUGGGUCACUCCCUCAGAGUUCAUUCAAAUGUCUGGACGAGCUGGUCGUCGUGGUCUCGAUGACCGUGGUAUUGUCAUCAUGAUGAUUAACGAGCAGAUGGAGCCUGCUGUAGCAAAGGAAAUCGUACGCGGACAGCAAGACAACCUAAACUCUGCUUUCCAUCUUGGAUACAACAUGGUUCUAAACCUGAUGCGAGUGGAGGGCAUUUCUCCCGAGUUCAUGCUGGAGAGGUGUUUCUUCCAGUUCCAAAAUACCGCUGGUGUCUCUAAUCUUGAGAAACAAUUGCAAGAAUUGGAGCACGAGAAGGCGAGCACAAACAUCACAGACGAAGCGACCGUCAAAGACUACUACAACCUGCGACAACAACUAGACACCCACACAAAAGACAUGCGCGAUGUCAUCAUGCACCCCAACUACUGCUUACAGUUCCUGCAGUCUGGCCGCCUAGUCAAAAUCAAGUUCAAGGACCACCACUUUGGAUGGGGCGCCGUCGUAGCAUUCGUUCCUCGAAGAGCCAACAAGGGCGAGAUCCUGCCACCUCAGCAAUCCUACGUCGUCGAUGUUCUCCUCAAAGUAUCAAGCGACACGAAAUUCGCACCGCAGGCAAACGAGGGCCUGCCGCCUGGUGUGCGACCACCCGCGCCCGGCGAUAAGGGCAAGGUCGAGGUCGUGCCUGUGCUCUUGAGCUGCAUCGAGUCGAUUGGCCAUCUGCGCAUCUUCCUCCCUCAGGAGCUUAAAUCCACAGAGCAGAAGAACGGCGUGCGCAAAGCACUGGACGAAGUCGAGAAGCGCUUCCCAGACGGUAUCGCCAUUUUGGAUCCGAUCGAGAACAUGCAGAUCGUAGAUGACAGCUUCAAGCGUUUACUCCGGAAAAUCGAAGUCCUCGAAUCCCGUCUCCUCUCCAACCCCCUCCACAACUCCCCCAGACUACCAGAACUCUACAGCCAAUACGCCACCAAAAUGGCCAUCGGCGACAAAGUAAAAGCCAUCAAAAAGCAAAUCGCAGACGCCCUAUCCAUAAUCCAACUCGACGAGCUCAAGAGCCGAAAGCGCGUCCUCCGCCGCCUAGGCUUCAUCGACGACGCCGACGUAGUCCAGCUCAAAGCCCGCGUCGCAUGCGAAAUCAGCACCGGCGACGAGCUGGUCCUUAGCGAACUGCUGUUCAACCGCUUCUUCAACGAGCUCACACCCGAGCAGUGCGCCGCUUGCCUCAGCUGCUUCAUCUUCGAGGAGAAAUCCGCUGAUGUGCCCGCCCUGAAGGAAGAACUCGCAAAGCCUUACCGCGAGAUCCAACAGCAGGCGCGCGUUAUCCUGAAGAUCUCCCAGGAGAGCAAGCUCGCUGUCGAUGAGGAGGCGUAUCUCAAGUCGUUCAAGUACGAGCUUAUGGAUGUUGUGUAUGCGUGGUCCAAGGGCGCGAGUUUCGCACAGAUAUGCAAAAUGACAGACGUCUACGAGGGCAGCUUGAUCCGCCUCUUCCGCCGCCUGGAGGAACUGCUGCGCCAAAUCGCCCAGGCUGCAAAGGUCAUGGGCAGCGAGGAACUGGAGCAGAAGUUUACCGCUGCGCUGGAUCUUGUGCGCCGCGAUUUGGUGGCUGCGCAGUCACUGUAUCUCUGAUCUGGUCGCAUCAUCCUGAAGAAAAAUCAGAAGACGGGUCAGAAGCUGUGUGUAUAUAUCUGUAAUGGGAUGACGCGGGGAGAUGUUGGGUUGGUCUUUGCGUCGUUUGCUAAGGUAAGGUAAAGUAAGGUAAAGGGGUUACUUGCAUGCAUGCUUGGCGUUUUGAUUGUUUCUAUCUAUAUGCGUCGAGGUCUUACGAUUGCGGAGGGGACUUGCGCGUGCCUAUUCACGUGGACUGGAGGCUCGACGUAGUGGCGUGACGUCGAUGGGGGGAGGAGUGGUCCUGGAUUACCUACCUGGAAUUAUUGACUAGAUUUGAUACCGCCGACUGAUGCGGUAAAAUGAUCCCUCUACCCCCC
Dothidotthia symphoricarpi CBS 119687 is the source of this 3650-nucleotide messenger RNA. RefSeq names its product ATP-dependent RNA helicase DOB1. Bases 79 to 3291 code for a protein of 1070 amino acids. Gene Ontology annotation, cellular component: nucleus. Lineage: Eukaryota; Fungi; Ascomycota; Dothideomycetes; Pleosporales; Dothidotthiaceae. The transcript is spliced from 5 exons. Gene Ontology annotation, molecular function: RNA binding; ATP binding; RNA helicase activity. The record is from RefSeq and is a predicted model, not a curated record. Gene Ontology annotation, biological process: maturation of 5.8S rRNA; RNA catabolic process.